CAAAGUCAUUGAGAACGAAACGGGGUGCAAAUAAAAGCAAAAAAUUUAAAUUAAUAAAAUUAAAUAAAAUAAGUAAUUAACUUUAAAAAGUGGUGAAUUUGAAAGUUGAAAAGAUAAAUAAAUCUUUAAGAAUUCAAUGAAUAAUUAACGAGAAGAGAUAAAACAUCUAAAUAAGCUAGUUUAUUACACAAACAAAAACAGCAAAGCUAAAUAAUGCUAGUGUUAAAACGUUUAAUAUUAAUUACAAUAUUGUGUGCCGCCACAAAUGCACAAGAUUAUCAAGACUAUCAGGAAAAUACACCCCGACCUGCACCCAUAAGACUGCGUCCCAGUUCCGGACAAGUAGAUGCGCCAAGACCGACACCAGUGCCAAUAUUAAAACAAAUUAACAAACACAACGAAGAUGGUUCCUAUACUUAUGGUUAUGAAGGUGCUGAUGGUUCAUUUAAAAUUGAAACGAAAUUGGCCACCGGUGAAGUAAAGGGCAAAUAUGGUUAUGUUGACGAGACAGGCAAAGUAAGGGUAGUGGAGUAUGGAGCCAAUAAAUAUGGUUUUCAACCAUCUGGUGAGGGCAUUACGGUAGCACCUCCCACUUUGGUGGAUGAAACCAAGAGACAACAAGAACCAGAUUAUGAAGAUGAAAUAGUGCAGAGACCACAGAGACCACAUCGCGUUAAUCGUCCUCAACAGCAAUAUAGGCCAGCACCGCCACCACCACCACCCCGGCCACAGCCUCAACCCCAACCUCAAUAUGUGCAAUACGAAGAUGAAGAGCAAGAACCAGAGCCACCACGUAGACCUCAAUAUGUACCACAGAGUGCACCACCUAGGCCACAGCCACAAUUAGGACCAGCACCUCCUAGACUCCAAAUACCCGGUGCUCAACGUACUACCGAUGUGGUUUACUCGCCCGUGCAAAAACCCUCUCGCCCCGACUACUCUCAGCAACAAUCAUCCGAAUACUCACAAUCAACAUCAUUCGGUGAUGGUCAAUCAAAUUUACGUAUAUCACGUCCUGUAUAUGCCCCAGCCCCCGGAACACCUUCACCCUCCAGUGCACGAGCUCAAGGUUUCUUGGGUCCCGCCUCUGGUGGUCGUCCACAUUUGGAACCUUUCCAGUUUGGACCCUCUCAGCAAGCAGCUCCUGCACCUCGUCCCGUAGCCCAAUCGAUACCCGUGCAACAGCCCCGUUAUCAACAGCCUCAGCUACAAAGUCGUAGCAGUGGUGGAGGAGGUAGCAGUUUAUUGGAUCAAUUGGCUCGUGAUUACGCCUUACCCGAGGGUACAUCUCAGCCAUUACACGACAUUUCUUUCGGUUAUUACUAGAGUGUGUGGACUCGUUAAUGUAGCUAGAGAGUGUAGCCGAAGAAAGUCAUGUAAUGAAUUUGUGUUGUAUUUACAGUUAUAGAGUUUUUUUGUAAGUUCGUUGUUGAGAUAAAGAAAUUUCAGUUUUUUUUUUUUUUUGUUUUUCUACUGUGAGAUUUUACGUGAUUUUGAAAUUGAUUGUUUGUAUUUCAAUAAAAUUUAAAACUAAAUUUGCCAUUUCUUUUGGUAAGAAUUAU
Calliphora vicina (urban bluebottle blowfly) is the source of this 1562-nucleotide messenger RNA. RefSeq names its product cuticular protein 97Ea (gene Cpr97Ea). The transcript has 4 exons. Gene Ontology annotation, molecular function: structural constituent of chitin-based larval cuticle. Lineage: Eukaryota; Metazoa; Arthropoda; Insecta; Diptera; Calliphoridae. The record is from RefSeq and is a predicted model, not a curated record. Bases 214 to 1326 code for a protein of 370 amino acids. Gene Ontology annotation, cellular component: chitin-based extracellular matrix.